Messenger RNA from Nothobranchius furzeri (turquoise killifish), 3652 nucleotides. It is a transcript of the gene dlk2, whose product is annotated as delta-like 2 homolog (Drosophila). Gene Ontology annotation, molecular function: calcium ion binding; Notch binding. Lineage: Eukaryota; Metazoa; Chordata; Actinopteri; Cyprinodontiformes; Nothobranchiidae. The record is from RefSeq and is a predicted model, not a curated record.
UUGUAGAAGGAGGAGUGUUUCCUGACUUGGGGGGGCUGCAGCUCCUCGUCAGUCACAUCAGAUUCAAACUCACACUGAGCGGAGCACCAUGUGGAUCUAUGGCUAAGUCAGUGUGUUUGUGUGUGUGUGUAUGUGUGUGUGUGUGUGUGAGAGAGAGAGACAGAGAGAGAGAGAGAGAGAGAGAGAGAGAGAGAGAGAGAGAGAGAGAGAGAGAGAGAAAGAGAGAGAGAGAGAGAGAAAGAGAGAAAGAGAAUUGAAUUCUCUUCACAGCUGAAGAAUCAGGAGUUUUAACAGCAACAUGAAGGAACGAGUCAGCAGAAGGUGCGACGUGUGUAUUUUGUUGGAUAUGUUGUGUCUAUUGUUUGUGUAUAGGCGUACGUGUUGUGAGUAUUGUGGAUGUGUGUGUGUGUGUGUGUGUGUGUGCCAGCAUUUGCGUGUGUGUGUGUGUGUGUUUGUAGGUGUGUGUGUGUGUGUGUAUGUAGUUGCGUGUUUGCAUGUGUGGAGGUGUGUUUGUUUGUGCAGGUGUGUAGGUGUGCGUGGGUGCAAGUUUCAAGUUUAUGUUUAUUUAUUUCAAAAGCGCCAAAAUCACGACAAGAGUUUUCUCAAGGACCUUCACAUAGUAAACAUUCCAAUACGGGUCUCAUUUAUCAAACAUUGUGUAGAAUCCUUACUAAAACCGUCCUUAAGCUCAGCAAAAAAUAAAUAAAUUACUUACGCCAAGCAGGUUUGUGAUCUAUCAAACAUGGAGUACGCACAGCUGCGCACAAUUACCGCUUCAUAAAUCGGAGACUAACGAGAAUGUUUCUCAGCUGCAUUUUAGUCACGUCCCGCCCUCACCACGCCCACUUACCGCCAUAAUAGUCAAUGCAAAGGGACUUAUGGAUCUCAUGCAAAUACAUAAGCCGGCUGUUGUAGCGCUCCACCAAUGAUAUGGCGACCGUAGAUCAAGUCAGAUCAAGGAAGCGCAAUUUCACAGAAGCAGAAAUUGAGGUACUUGUGGGUGAGGUGGAGAAAUGAAAGGAAGUGCUUUUGCAAAACAAAUAAGAGAAAAUCCACGGAGUGGCACAGCGUUGCUGAAGCCGUCAAUGUUGUGAGUUCUUCAGAGAGAUCUGUGGCGGAUAUAAAAACAAUGGUCCAAUUGGGAUUCGAUCCCCAGACUCCCAGGUGAAAGUCACGCAUGCUAACCAGUCAGCCAAAAGGAGAUCUCCCUUGUCCAAGUAGCCAGGGCGCAUGAUCAAUUGGGUCACAGUGACAGGACACACACUGUCACAGACGCAUGACAUUCUGUCUCAAUCUGUCCCCCUGCUGAUAUUCUGCAUUCCGUAUUCUGCGCUUCAGGCUGUGUGUGUGUGUGUGUGUGUGUGUGUGUGUGUGUGUGUGUGUGUGUGUGUGUGUAGGUGUGUGUGUGUGUGUGUUUGUGUGUGUGUGAUGAAUAAUGAUGAUUAGUUUGAUGAUGUAAAAGGAUGAUGAUUAUAAUGAUGUCCUUAUGGUCACUAAUUCAGUGAUGGAAUGAAGCGGGAGUGGCUUACUUUAAAAGAACAUCAUCAGUUUCUGAGACUUGUCAUGAACUAACUGCUUCAUCUUUCCAGAGAUAUCCAGCUAUAAAGAGAGGGUCUUCAAGUCUUAGCCUUUACCAUGCUGGUCAGCAACAGUUCACUGGGGGGGUCAGUGUGAUCUGGAUAACCACCUCCACGGAAAACAGCUGAAGGAGCUGAGUGUGCGCGAACUAGUAUUGAUCACCAUCCUCCUGCAGCCGCCAUGUUGGUGGUCAGACCCAGCAAGGUUCCACUAGCUGUCAGAACUGGCGCCACUCUGCUGCUGCUCAGCUGCUGCCUACUUGCCUUUUCCUGUGCACUUGAAGGAAACAACUGCAGUUGUAACACCGCCAACAGCCACUGUGAUGAGUUUGGAGUCUGCAGAUGUGACCCCGGCUGGGACGGUGACUUCUGUGACGUCUGUGUGCCGAUGCCUGGAUGCGUCCAUGGUUCCUGUCUACAGCCGUGGCAGUGCACCUGUGAACCGGGCUGGGGAGGGCGUUUCUGUGACAAAGACCUGAGCAUGUGCUCACAACAGCAACCAUGUCUCAAUGGCGCCACCUGUGUGACGGAGGACAGUGGAGACUUUUCCUGUGUGUGUGCUAAAGGAUUUCAUGGCCUUACCUGCCAGUGGAGGACUGGACCCUGUCACCGGAGGAGGUCUCUUUGUAAAAAUGGCGGUCUGUGUGAAGAUGCUGAUGGCUUCGCAGAGGCACCGAUGUGUCGCUGCCUUGCCGGUUUUACCGGGCCACGCUGUGAGACCGAUGUGGACGACUGCCUGAUGAUGCCAUGUGGCAGAGGCGCCACCUGCUUGGAUGGUAUCAACCGCUUCUCGUGCCUCUGUCCCGUGGGCUUCACUGGCCGCUUUUGUACUGUUAACCUGGACGACUGUGCCAGUCAGCCUUGCCUGAAUGAUGGCCGCUGUGUGGACCUGGCCGGGGGCUUCCAUUGCGUAUGCCGACCUGGCUUCACUGGAAACACCUGCGAGAGGCCACUACGCCACAAUAACUCCAGCAGAGAUGCCACUGGACCCGGCUGGACGACGCCAGACAGGGAUGGGAGUUGGCAUGGCAACAGGCCGCUGAGGGUGACAGUGAGUGAUCGUGGCGAAGCUGGCCUCUCAGACCUACAGCUCAUCAUUGUUUUGGUUCUGGGGGUGGUGACUCUGGGUGCAGUGGUGCUGACCACUGCUCUCCUCCUGCAGGGCCACUGUUGGUGCUGUGUCCAUGCCCCCUGUGGGUCAUCAUCAUCAUCAUCACAGGGAGAUGACUCAAGAGGUCAGCGCACAACAUGCGAUGAGCCAGAGAGUCGGAUCUCCUUCCAGAAUACAGCAGAACCACAGAAGAAGAGACUUAAUGAGCAGGUGAUUCAGACUUAGCUGAGAGGUCAGAGGUCAUCACCUCAGUUACUCAUCAGGAACCAGGACACUCAGGAGCCAUGGCCCAAGUGGACGCCAUCACCAUGAUGACACAUCUGGAGCUCAGACUCUGUUCAGGGUUCUCCUGAGUCAGGAUGUUUGACCAAAUUUAGUGUGAAGGACGACUUCUGGUGUAGCCAGAACCGAGUCAGCUCUGAUUUGUGAAAAGAAUCCCCAAAUGAACCAAGCACAACAAGAAGCAACUGAGAGACAAGUGUGGUUGUUUGGGUUUCCAGCAGGACUGUAAAUACUGUAAAUAUUAUUUAUUGUGUACAGAACAUGUUCCAUCCACAUGGAGCCAACAGUCAGAACAUUUCCCUGAACAGAAACAGAAUCAAUCCACAAGGGUUUUCUGUUGGAGCCCAUGGUCCAGCUCCAUCCUACCAGAACCACCAUGUUCUGGUUCUCCAUCAGAAGGAUCCUUAUUGAGCCCAAACAUCUGAUUCUAAUCAAGAACCACAAGGCCUUCAGCAGACAGUCCCAUGUAAAACGGACCCAAACAAGCUCAGCAUCAGGAUGGGUUCCAGCUGAGGCCCAGUCCAUCGGGUUCUGCUACAGGUCCCGGUUAUGUCUGAUCAGGCUCAGACUUAACUGUUUCUGACACAAACUGUCUUCAUCUGUAAAGCCCCACCUACUGAAAGCCCAGGGCUGCUCUGAUUGGUCAGAAUGAGACAGCUGGUACGUUGUGGUGAUGUCAUCA